Eucalyptus grandis is the source of this 1232-nucleotide messenger RNA. RefSeq names its product probable galacturonosyltransferase-like 4. Gene Ontology annotation, cellular component: Golgi apparatus. The transcript has a single exon. NCBI's taxonomy places the organism in Eukaryota, Viridiplantae, Streptophyta, Magnoliopsida, Myrtales, Myrtaceae. Bases 57 to 1115 code for a protein of 352 amino acids. Gene Ontology annotation, molecular function: glycosyltransferase activity. The record is from RefSeq and is a predicted model, not a curated record.
CUUCCAGAGAUAAUCCCUUAUCCACUUACUCCAACCUUUAAUGACUUUGGGACAGGAUGGCCUAUUGGAGCCCCCAUUUCCUCCCACUCCUUGGCCUCCUGUCUCUCCUCCUCUUCCCAUGCCACUCCUCCACCGUCGCCGGCAAUGCCUCCCCAGGGGUCCGCCUCGGCGUCAUCCGGAAGCCGUCCCCUGCUGUCUCCGUCUUCCGGGAGGCCCCCGCCUUCCGCAAUGCAGAUGCAUGCGACCAGGCCAAUAGGAUCCACGUGGCCAUGACCCUUGAUUCCAACUACCUCCGGGGCACCAUGGCCGCGGUCCUGUCGAUUCUCCAGCAUUCCAUGUGCCCGGAGAACUUCGAGUUCCACUUCCUGUGGGCACGGUUCGAGCCAGAGGUGUUCUCGAGCAUCCGGUCCACUUUCCCGUACCUCCGCUUCAAGGUCUACCGCUUCGACUCCGGCCGGGUGCGCGGCAAGAUCUCCAAGUCAAUCCGGCAGGCGCUUGACCAGCCCCUCAACUACGCGAGGAUCUACCUGGCGGACAUGAUGCCAACCAACGUGAAGCGGGUCAUCUACCUCGACUCGGACCUGGUCGUGGUUGAUGACGUUGCCAAGCUCUGGGGGGUGAGCCUGGAGGGCAAGGUCCUGGCGGCCCCAGAGUACUGCCACGCCAACUUCACCAAGUACUUCACGAACCUCUUCUGGUCGGACCCGGCCCUGUCAAGGACCUUCCACGGGAGAAAACCUUGCUACUUCAACACGGGGGUGAUGGUGGUGGAUGUGGACAAGUGGAGACAAGGAGGGUACACGGAGAAGGUGGAGUCCUGGAUGGGGGUUCAGAAGCGCAAGAGGAUCUAUCACCUGGGCUCCCUGCCGCCGUUCCUGCUCGUCCUGGGCGGCAACAUCAAGGCCGUCGACCACAGGUGGAACCAGCACGGCCUCGGGGGGGACAACCUCGAAGGCAAGUGCAGGGCUCUCAACGUUGGCCCAAUAAGCCUGCUGCACUGGAGCGGGAAGGGCAAGCCAUGGCUGAGGCUGGACUCGAGGAGGCCAUGCAGCGUCGACCAUCUGUGGGCGCCCUACGACCUCUACCUUUCGUCCAUGCAUGCCAUCGAGGAAUAGCGGGGGAGGAAGCCAGGGAAGACGAAGGGAUUACAGGACCCCCCCUGAUCCCUUAUUCUUCUAUGAGAGCAUGAAAAGAUUUCUCUUAUUCUAUGAUUUGAGAGAGAUUAAGACUCC